Messenger RNA from Vigna radiata var. radiata (mung bean), 1683 nucleotides. RefSeq names its product coumaroyl-CoA:anthocyanidin 3-O-glucoside-6''-O-coumaroyltransferase 1. The record is from RefSeq and is a predicted model, not a curated record. The coding region runs from base 37 to 1515 and encodes 492 amino acids. NCBI's taxonomy places the organism in Eukaryota, Viridiplantae, Streptophyta, Magnoliopsida, Fabales, Fabaceae. The transcript has a single exon.
UUCUAUAUAUAAGUAAGUAUCAUAUUAGCGACAUGUAUGUCAUCAUCAAUCCAUCUCCAAAAUAGAUUUUUUUUUUUCAAUUUUUGUGACAAACAAAUGGCAGAAGUUAGAACACAUAAACUUGUUGAGAAAUGUGAUGUUGCUCGAGCAUCACUUCCUAGUUCUACAACAAGAACAACCUCGUCUCUUCCCCUCUCAUUCCUUGACUUGCCUUUAGCUGGUCCUGUUUAUGUCAAACGCCAAUUCUUCUAUCAGUUUCCCCACUCCACACACCAUUUUUGUGAAACUACACUCCCCACUCUCAAGCACUCUCUCUCUCUUAUCCUUCAACACUUCUUUCCUCUAGCUGGAAAUCUCCUUUGUCCUCCACCACCCCACAAGCCUUUCAUUCGCUGCACUGAUCAUGACACUGUCCCUUUAACCAUCAUUCAAUCCAAAUCUGAUUUCAUUCAUCUCUCAUCCAACCACCCUAAGAGUCUCCAAGAAUUGAAUCACCUGAAUCCCGAGUUGACAUUCGCAACCAUGCACGAUGACACGUUCAUUUUCCCACUAGUCGCAUUACAAGCCACGGUGUUCGAAAGCCAUGGCCUUUGCAUCGCCAUCACGUACUGUCAUGUGAUGGAUGGUAAGUGUUGCAAUCAUUUCAUGAAGUCUUGGUCUUCCCUUUGUCAAAGUGGUGGAGUUGACUUGACACUUGUAGAGAAUUCACCACCGUGCUUCGAUAGGGAAGUAUUGAGGGACCCCAGAGGAGGAAUCGAGGACAUUUUUUUGAGAGACUAUUUUGAAGAGAGAUCAACUUGGAAGGACAAGCUCAUUGAUCAAACUCCUAAACAUGAGGAGUAUUAUAAGGCGACGAUUGUUUUUGGGAGAGAUGACAUUGAGGGCUUAAAAAGAUGGGUUCUGGCACAGUGGAAGAAAAAUGACGAGUUUAACUCCCCGCAAUAUUUGUCAAAAUUUGUGGUUGUUUGUGCUCUUGUGUGGACUAGCUUGGUUAAAACAAGAUGCAAAGAUGAUGAUGAUGAUGAUGAAGAUGUAAAAGAAGAAUACUUUCGUUUCGCUGUAGAUUGCAGAGGUCGCCUUGGUUAUCCUAUGCCAGAAGCAUACUUUGGAAACUGCUUAGCGCUGUGUUAUGCCAUGCUUAAGAGAAAUGAGCUUAAGGGAGAGGAUGGUUUUGUAAAUGCGGUGAAGGUAAUUGAAAAGACAGCGAGUGAUAUGAAAAGUGAGCCUUUUAAAGAAGCAGAACAUUGGAGGAGUUUGUUUGUGAAAACGUUUGUGUUGGGAACUCCGUUGCUAGUUACUGGGUCACCUAACUUCGAAGUUUACGAGACUGAUUUUGGAUUUGGAAGGCCUACCAAAGUUGAAAUGGUACAUUCCUUCAAGUGCAUGUCUCUAGCCGAAAGUAGAGAUGAGGAAGGAGGACUUGAGGUUGGUUUGGUGUGUAAGAGUGAGGAGUUUGAAUAUUUAUUUUAUGUCAUUCAACAAGGAAUACAAACUACAAAAUCCUCGGUGUGUUAAUUACUGAGAUAUUUAAAUAAAUAAAAAACAAAGUAAGAUCCAAGAUUAAUUUUGUGUUAAGUUAACAUGGUUGACUUUAACUUCCUCCAGUCUAAUGGUUUGAAUUUCUGUUUUUGCAACUUGGUUGUUUAGUUCCAAUGGGUGAUUUUUAACACCAUUAUUGGCUAA